Oryza sativa Japonica Group (Japanese rice) is the source of this 2043-nucleotide messenger RNA. RefSeq names its product immune-associated nucleotide-binding protein 9. Gene Ontology annotation, molecular function: GTP binding. The record is from RefSeq and is a predicted model, not a curated record. Lineage: Eukaryota; Viridiplantae; Streptophyta; Magnoliopsida; Poales; Poaceae.
UCCAGCUUCCGAGGCAAAUCUCUCUCCGCCGCUUGUAUUAAUCACGUCCUCCUCCAUUCGCCUUCAUCUUCCUCGCUUCUCCCAACUCGAAAAUUCCCAGUUUCUCUUUCAGUUUCAGCUACUCCGGUGAUCUCUCAGCUCUCGAUCGAUCCCAUCAUGGGCGGCGGCGGCGGCGAGAAUCGCGUCGACAACCACGACGACGACGACGACGACUGGGAGCUGGCCGCCGGCGCCGCGCUCGCCGACGUCACACUCGUUCUCGUCGGGAAGGUCGGCUCCGGGAAGAGCGCGACGGCGAACAGCAUCCUUGGAGACGAAGCGUUCGAGUCCAAGUGUUCCUAUGCCGGUGUCACGCAAACCUGCCAGAAGAAGAGCACCACGGUUCAGGAUGGCUGCUUGAUCCGCACUAUCAACGUCAUUGACACUCCAGGUUUAUUCGACAUGGACAUUAAAGCUGAGGAUGUGCGUAGAGAGAUCGUCAAGUGUAUGGACAUGGCCAAAGAUGGGAUACAUGCGAUGCUCAUGGUUUUUUCAGCAACAUCUCGCUUUUCCUGUGAAGAUGAGAAGACGAUCGAGACUCUGAAAUCGUUCUUCGGCGAUAAAAUCCUUGACCAUAUGAUAUUGGUUUUCACACGCGGAGAUGAAGUAGGUGGGGAGACCAGUUGGAAAAAUAUGUUAUCUGACAGUGCCCCUACAUAUCUUCAGGACAUUCUCAAGUUGUUUGAAAAUAGGGUGGUUCUUUUCGAGAAUAAGACCAGUAGUACUCAGGACCGCCAGGCGCAGCGGAAAAAAAUGCUUGAUGCAGUGGACUUUGUCGUAUCAAGCAAUCAUGGGAAACCAUUUUCAAAUCAGCUGUUUACUCAGAUUCAGGAGGUGCAUCACAGACAGAAAGAUGCCAAUUCUGAGGUGUAUUCAUCAAUGCAAGAGACUGACAGUUACAUUUCACUCAUAACCAAGAUGGUAGAAGAAAAGCUAAACGGUACAAUCCUGAGGAUGGAACAACAGCUUCUGAAAGAGCAGGAAGCGAGGCUGGAUAUACAGAACGAGAUGACGAAGGCAAUCCUAAGAUCAGAAGAGGACAUCAGGAGACUGAGGCUGAGCCUAGAGAAGGCUGAACAAGAGAGUAACAAUGCUCGAGAGGAAAACAAGAGAUUUAGAGAAUCGGAGAAGGCUAGUAAAGAACAGGAGAAGCAAACAGAAGCUGAGAUUCAGAAGCUUAAAGAGAAGAUGGAGAAGGACAGAGAAGAAAGGGAGGAGGAGAUUCGCAGGCUUAGAGAUGAUCUGGAGAAGGAGAGAGAAGAAAGGCAGAAACAAAGCGGUUGCAUCAUUCUUUAACUCGUCCGAUCUUCUGUUGGGAGAGUUCGGCCCUUGGAGCAUUGUUGUUAACCGGAUGAAUUUUGCCUGCUGCUACUGAAGACUUUGAAGUUCCUGUUUGUUGGAAAUAAACACGUCAUGGUGUAUUCCUGGCGUGGUUGAGUCAGUGUGUGUGUGUCGUGCUGCUGCAUGUGUGCGUACGUGUGCGUUCUGUUAGUUUGGUUGAGUCGUGAUCACGAGUGCAUGGCUGCUGCAUGGUUGUUUGCAUGGCCGUUGCAGUGUUGAUCGAGUCGUGGGUGUGCAUGGUGUGCGUGGCGUCGGUUCUUGCGGAGGAAGCCGCGUCGUCCGGGCGAGCGUGUGGCUCACGGCGACGUCGAGCGGGUUCUGCGGAACGUGGCGCAAUGGCCGGCAUGGAGGCUAGCUCCCGGUGUGUCACCGGUCUAUAAGAGACCCCUGUACUCCUUCGUUGUUUCUUUGCAAGGUUCAGUGAGUAAUAAAGCCAAGAUACAGGAGCGAUCGGCUCCGCGGCGUUCGUCGCUGUAAAAUCCAUUGUUCAUCGUCUCCCUCACCGGCGUUUGUGUUCGUGAGUGUGAGAGUUUUCCUGGGCUGAGCCAACACUGUUUGAUGCAUGCUCCGUUUAUAUGUUGUCGUUCCACUGCAGAGUGUGUGUGUAUGUUUUUUUUUAAAAAAAAAUUCUUGACGAGAUCAAGACGUGAAGACCUGGGCCGA